Rotaria socialis is the source of this 1845-nucleotide messenger RNA. The record is from the annotation of a GenBank genome assembly. NCBI's taxonomy places the organism in Eukaryota, Metazoa, Rotifera, Eurotatoria, Philodinida, Philodinidae.
AUGUCAUUUGACUUUUUGUUUCAGAUUUCUAUUAGAAACACUGUUCUUGAUCGAGAAAAAUGCAAUUUUUCAUCAGAUUCUCUUUGUGUUGGUAUUGUUCAUACCCAAUCGAUUUGUCUUUGUGUACCACAUAAUGAUCGAAUAUCUUUAACUAAUUUCACAUGUGCCUGUCAAGAUGGAUUUUCUGGUAAAAGAUGUGAAUAUGAAGAUGUCAAAAUUGAUAUUUCAUUUUACGAUAUAUCUAUUCCUCAAUCUCUUGUGGUUCAUUUUAUCACAGUUCGCGAACACGAUUUAGAAAGUCUGAAUCCAGUACCGAUUCGAUCAAGACGCCAUUACUUUUUUAUGUCAUUACCAUUUCAUCUUAUCGUCGUUCAACUCAAUGGCAAAUUUUAUCUGACUGUGCUUCAACAUAUUUAUACACGGUCAGUAACAAUCCCAAUAAAAAUUGCUCGAUCACAAUAUUAUACACAAUGUCAAUUUAGUACGCAACAAUUUGGUCUUUCGUUUGGCGCAAUUUUAGGCUAUCAGAUUCGUUCGAAUCUACCUAUUAGUAGACAAUCUAUAUAUGUGAAAAUUAGUGUUAUUGUAGCAUCGAUCAUGUUACUGUUUGGUUUGAUUUCUGGAAUUCUAUCGAUUUUAACUUUUCAGUCGAAACCAUGUCUAAAAGCCGGUGUUCUAACUGCAGAUGUUGUGGCACCUCACUAUUUCAAAGACAUCAUUUCACUGUUUUUUGGUAGUAUGGCAUUUGGUUAUGUUGUAGAAAAAGCCAAUCUUCAUCGACGCAUUGCUUUGUUUGUACUGAGUUGGGUUGGUAUGGCAACUAAAUGGAUCAUGGCGGGUAUGAUGGGAGCAACGGCAUUUCUUUCAAUGUGGAUGAACAAUACUGCAUCGACAUCAAUUAUGUUGCCUGUAGCGUUGGCCGUUGUUCAUGAACUUGGAAUUUACAGUGAAAAUUCUCUCAACAGACAGCAAGCUGUUCAAAUGUAUCUAGUUGCAUUCGAUUCUACAAAUGGAGAAGAGUCCGACGACAACAAAAUUGAAGAGCUCACUCAUACUACUCAAAGUUGUCAAAGACCAAAAUCAAAAACUUUUGUGGAGACCAAUACUCACUUUAAAUUACUAUGCUGUAAACGACAAAAACCUGAAGUCGACGAUAGCUCCAAGAAAAAACAUGACCAGUUAAAGAAAGGAUUUCUACUUGCCGUAGCCUAUUCAUCAUCUAUUGGUGGACUAUCUAGUUUGGUUGGUACUACACCUAAUGUUUAUCUGAAAGGUUUUGUAGAGAGACACAUUACUGACGGUACUGUAGCUAUCUUCUGUGGAAUACUUCCGUUAAUUUUACCAGACAGUAGUCCAUUUAAUCGCAAACACGAUUGGAAAUAUGAGCCCAUUGUAAAAUGGACUCAAUUGGCACAGAAUGUGUCAUGGGGUUCAAUACUAUUGCUUGGUGCUGGUCUCACAAUCGCCACUGCUUUUGAAAAAUCAAAAUUGUCGGAUAGCGUGGCACAAAUCCUUGGCUUUGUAUCUGGUGUGCCACGAGCUGCGGCUAGUAUUAUCAUAAUUAUUGUUAGUGGAUUUUUUACUGAAGUAACUUCAAAUACAAGUACGGCCAGCAUCUUUUUACCCGUAUUGGAUUCAGUGGCAACGUCUUCUGGUAUCCAUCCAGGUUUUCUCAUUCUUCCUUGCACACUGGCUGUCUCUCUUGCAUUUAUGCUACCUAUAGAUACACCACCGAAUGCUAUUGUUUUUUCCGGUGGUGCCAUUCGAGUUAUCGAUAUGAUUAAAACUGGCAUAGUAAUUAAUCUCAUCGGUUUUCUUGUCAUCUUUAUCACUGCUAAUGCAUGA